This is a messenger RNA of Pseudoliparis swirei, 2726 nucleotides long. RefSeq names its product solute carrier family 45 member 2 (gene slc45a2). Gene Ontology annotation, cellular component: membrane. Lineage: Eukaryota; Metazoa; Chordata; Actinopteri; Perciformes; Liparidae. The record is from RefSeq and is a predicted model, not a curated record. The coding region runs from base 985 to 2667 and encodes 560 amino acids. The transcript has 7 exons. Gene Ontology annotation, molecular function: sucrose:proton symporter activity.
CAGCUUGUUCAGCCUCUUCCUGUCAGCCGCUGCUCCAGAAGACCACUCCAUAAAAGUCUGAUGCCCCCACCGAGUCAAAGGAGGUCUUCAGGAGGUCUCCCUGCACUCAUGAAGACCUCCUCAGACCUCAGUCUCCUCAGCAGAAAGAGUGUGUGUGUGUGUGUGUGUGUGUGUGUGGUCGACCCAAAUAACUACCACUAUCUGAUCAUUAGUGACUGUGGAAACAGAGCAAAGGACCCUCUUUACCACACACACAAACACACACACACACACAUUCUCAUGUAAUUCCAAACUCACAUGCACUGCCCAGAGUCUUUACUACAGUACUAGAAACAUCCAGUAAUCUCCUAAAUACUCCCACUUCUCUCUCUCUCCUCCCUUUCUUCCCGUGUUGUUCGACGCCACGGUGCUGUUCUCAGACUGGGAGGCAGACCUCCACACAGACUGGGAGGCAGACCUUCACUCAGACUGGGAGGCAGACCUUCACACAGACUGGGAGGCAGACCUUCACACAGACUGGGAGGCAGACCUCCACACAGACUGGGAGGCAGACCUUCACUCAGACUGGGAGGCAGACCUUCACUCAGACUGGGAGGCAGACCUUCACUCAGACUGGGAGGCAGACCUUCACACAGACUGGGAGGCAGACCUUCACUCAGACUGGGAGGCAGACCUUCACACAGACUGGGAGGCAGACCUCCACACAGACUGGGAGGCAGACCUUCACUCAGACUGGGAGGCAGACCUUCACACAGACUGGGAGGCAGACCUUCACUCAGACUGGGAGGCAGACCUUCACACGGCUCUUGGACUCAUUGCUCAACGAUGCAGUAGAGGGGAGGAUUAGCUGAAGCGGAGCUCCAGAGCGAGGACACCGGGUUCCUGGCGGACUGAGAGACACACUGCCGUCCUCUCUGUCUCUUUCCCCCCUAAAUCUCCUCUUAUCGCCCUCCAUCUCCGUCUACCCUCCGUCCUCUCUCCACCAUGACCCUUUUGUUGGAGGACCAGUCUGCGAGGCCCGGCAGGCACACCGGCACUUCUUUGUACCCGACGGACUUCGCCGGCUCCAAGGACCACCCGGACAGCGUGGACUGCGGCUCGGCGUUCGGAGCCGUCGAGCCCCCCAGGCUCCCGCGGGGCCGCCUCAUCCUCCACGGCACGGUCAUGUUCGGAAGGGAAUUCUGCUACGCCGUGGAGGCGGCGUUCGUGAUGCCGGUGCUCCUGAGCGUGGGCCUGCCCCGCAGCCUGUACAGCCUGGUGUGGCUGCUCAGCCCCAUCCUGGGCUUCCUGCUGCAGCCCGUCAUCGGCUCGGCCAGCGACUACUGCCGCUCGCCGUGGGGCCGGCGGAGGCCCUACAUCCUGGCCCUGGGCAUCCUCAUGCUGCUGGGACUCACCCUGUUCCUGAACGGAGACGCCGUGGUCUCAGCGCACGUCAGCGACCGCUCGUCCAGGAGCACCUGGGCCAUCGUGGUGGUGAUGAUCGGGGUCGUGCUGUUCGACUUCGCCGCAGACUUCAUCGACGGGCCCAUCAAGGCCUACCUGUUCGACGUGUGUUCGCACCGAGACAAGGAGAGAGGUCUGCACUACCACGCGCUGCUCACAGGUCUGGGCGGUGCGUUCGGCUACCUGGUUGGAGCUAUGGACUGGGGUCACUCCAUAUUGGGUCAGCUGCUGGGCUCCGAGUACCAAGUCAUCUUCUUCUUCUCAGCGUUGACAUGGGGCAUCUUCCUCACUGUGCACCUCUUCAGUAUUCCAGAGCAACCUCUGGGCAAGGAGCCGUUUGCCCCUGACCCCUCACCUUCCACCGCCCUCCGCCGACUGGGCUCCCACAGCAAUGGUUACGGAGGUCUGGCUAAAGAGCCCGUCUACGCUGGAGGCCCCGCAGCCGUCUCCGACCUCAGGCCGAGGUCGUUCUCGGCUCUGGGAGAGGCCAACUCGGUGACCUCCAGCGCUAAGCAGCCCAACAAAGAGGCCCAGAAGAGGAUGACGUUCAGGUCGAUGAUGAAGGCCAUCGUCAACAUGCCGAGCCACUACCUCUACCUGUGUGUCAGCCACCUGCUGGGAUGGACGGCCUUCCUCUGCAACAUGCUCUUCUUCACAGACUUCAUGGGACAGAUUGUGUACAAAGGAAAUCCUUAUUCCGACCAUAACUCCACGUCCUACGCCACCUAUGAGAGGGGUGUAGAAGUGGGCUGCUGGGGCCUGUGCAUCAAUGCUGUGUCCUCAGCUCUCUACUCCUACGUGCAGCGUUUCCUCCUCCCGUACAUCGGCCUGAAGGGAUUGUAUUUCGUGGGCUACUUUGUAUUCGGGAUGGGAACCAGCCUGAUUGGCCUCUUUCCCAACAUCAUCGCCACGCUCAUCCUCUGCAGCGUAUUUGGCGUCAUGUCCAGCACGCUCUACAUCAUCCCAUUCAACCUGAUAGCCAAGUACCAGCAGGAAGAAGAGGAACAGCUGAAGCUGCGAGGGAGCGCCGAGUGCGACCGAGGCACCGGGGUGGACUGCGCCGCCCUCACCUGCAUGGUCCAGCUGGCUCAGAUCCUUGUGGGCGCGGGACUGGGAGCGCUGGUCAACAUGGCGGGGAGCGUCAUCGUGGUGGUCCUCUCGGCCUCCACCGUGUCCCUGUUCGGCUGCAUCUUCAUCGUCCUCUUUAUCAGAUGCGUGGACUAAUUCUGCUUCUAUAAAAAGUAUUUAAUGGUGUUGUUUUAAUAAAUACAGAUUCUUUAUUA